This is a messenger RNA of Rotaria sp. Silwood2, 789 nucleotides long. The record is from the annotation of a GenBank genome assembly. Lineage: Eukaryota; Metazoa; Rotifera; Eurotatoria; Philodinida; Philodinidae.
AUGCAAUUAUUUUUCUCUGUAGGAGAACGUUCACAAAUGGAAACAUCUACAAUUCUUGAUCCAAAUGUCUCAACAACAACAAUAAAUAAUACAGCAGUUAAACGAACAGCUUCAUUUGUUUCUUUAACUCUAAAUGAUUUACCAUCUCCACCAAAUGAUCAAUCUAUUCCAACAAUUAGUGGUAUAAUUUCAACACAAACACCAAUUUUUAAAAAUUUACCACAACGUCGACUACAACAUAUACAUCGUCGUCAACAUCAACAACAAAAUAAACCAUCCAAUGGUAUUGAAUAUGAUCGUAUGCCUAAUUUAUCACCAUCAACACUUACAAUGCCUAAUCUUAUGGAAUUAGCAAAUCGUACAUCACCACUUCUAGUUCUUCCAUCAUCAAUGAAUAAUAGUGAUAUAUCAAUGAUAGAUACGUCAAAUAAAUAUUCAUAUGAAACAUCAACUGAUUCAAAUGGUGUUAAUCAUCAUCGAUUAUAUACAAUAACUGAUAAUCUUCUUCGUCCAUUUUCAAAAAAUGAAACAGCUAUAAUACGAAGUAAUACUGGAAUAAAUACAAAAAUGCCAGCAGUUCAUACUAAUAAUGGAAAUCAAAAACGAUCAGGUUCACAAAAAGCUAAUAAUCAUUUAACACAACCACCUUUAGCAACAAUUGAAUCUGUAUUAAGAGAACGAUCAAUGAUUAUCGCUAAUGAAAAUGCACAUCAACCAGAUGCUAUGGAACGUGUUAAUCAUGUACUUAAACAACUUUAUUUACCAUUAGAAAAAAGUAAAAAAUCGUAA